GGAUUCAAAAUACCACUGCCCAGGCACCGUCAGCUCGAGGAAAUCCGUGUAUGUAGGAGGCAGGAAGCGGCUUCCUGCAGGGGGUAUGCCCACUGGAUGGCAUGCGGCAACAACAGCAAUCAUAGCAGCAGCAGCAGCAGCAGCACAUCAAACUGGCACAUCCGGGCGUUGUGCUAGGGACGGGUCUCAUAUAUCUCCAACAUCUCCUUCAGGUAUGGAGGAAACGAGCACAAACUCAACCCACAAUGUAUCCACCGCUUCUGACCCUUCUACUCGUGUGGGUCACCGCCGUGGCGGCAGCCGAAGACCUCCGCCUCGUUUCCCCCGCCGAAAUCCGGAGCACCCGCCGCGACCUCCUGGGGUACUCGAUAAAAGACCAGUACUGUUGGCUUCUGGCCCAUUCCGCCGUCCGCGUGGGCAACUACGUCUACAUUGACGGCGGCAUGGCUAAGUACCGCGUCAUGAUGGAUCGUGAGCCGGUCGGUGUGUGUGAUCUGAACGGACACACUGUCAGGUUGUCGCUCGAACGGGAUUUCGAUGUGGAUAGUCCGAACCUCGAGGUGAUGGCGACGAAGGGCACUGAGGUCCCAGUGGCUAAUCGGGGAGCCUUGUGGGUCGAUGGAGAGGACCUUCUCAUUCAGGGCGGCCAUUUCUACGACUCUGCGAUCUGGAAUACCUCGACGUGGUAUAAGAAUAAGACGGAUAUACCGGAUUAUUCCAUCUGGCGUUUCUCCCCCGACAAGCAGCCGCAGGAAACUCGGUGGCAGGAGGACAACUUCCUUCUCGAAAGCGGCCGAUCGGCGGUCCGGCCCGUCGUCAGGACCGUCUCCGGCGCCGCAACCUGCACCGAUACCGAGUGUUUCUGGUUCGGAGGUUAUAUUAGCUCACGCACAUCUCCCGAUACACCGCUGAAUUACAGCCUCCCCCAGCGAGGCAUGCUGAUAUACGACAAAGAAACCAAGACGAUAAAGAACCAGACCAUCGAGGGCUACGGCACCGAAGAGGACGGCUAUCAAUUCGGCACGAUUGAUUGGAUCCCGGGGAAAGGCGGGAAGGGUGGAUUAUUGGUUUCCUUGAUGGGGGAACGCUCACUUAUCGGCAGGGCCAAUACCACCGACGAUGAUCUGGACGGCGUGGGUGUCAGCCUGACGCAUGUGAUGGUAUACGACUUGGUGGGAAGGCGGUGGUAUAAUCAAAGCACCGAUUACCGAGGGGAGCCUCUCAUCAGAACCCGUUUCUGCUCGGUGCUAGUUUACGACGAGGAGCGGGACGUCCACGAUUGUCUCUUUAUCUAUGGCGGCCAGUCUGUUGCUGAUGUCACAACCGGAGUAAACGAUCUCUAUGUGCUCUCAAUGCCCGCCUUCAGAUGGGUCCAACUCAAGCCCGAGUCCACUACGAUUGCGAAUCAGUACCUGAGAUCACACGUCUGCAUUCCUCAUGGAAGUCAGAUGCUCAUUAUCGGGGGCAGCUGGCCCAGUAAUCGUAAAGGAGAAGUGGACCAAAACUCUGAAUGCACAUCACGGUUAGUCAAUGUGAUCGACCUGAACAGAGCGGAUAUACAAUACCAAACCAAAUUCCACGCAAAGAAAACUCCAUACCACCAAGCAGAGCGCAUCCGCAAAGAAGUCGGCAACGCAAUCGAGCCCAUCGCCGCAGGCUGGGCGCACGAGGGUCUUGGUGCGAUCUGGCCACGGGGGUCACGGAACGUCGAAACCACCCCCUCCCCACACGCCAAAGGGCCACUCGCUCCCCGCGCUAUCGCCGGCAUUGCCAUCGGCUCCGUCGCCGUCCUCGGCGCGAUCACCGCCUUCGUCUGGUGGUACAGACGAAGGAACAGGGCAGCACCUUAUCACGGCGGGAUACCGGGAGUGGAUCAUUCGCCGGAUGACGAGGACGCAUCUAAACACGGCGGGCUACCGGGAGUGGAUAAUUCGCCGGAUAGCGAGCCCGAGCCUGGUUUGAGGGGCGCCGCCGCCCGUUCCCCCAACCCAAGGUGAUACAGACUGGACUGGUGGUCAGAGGGCGAGGUUGGCGGUUGUCUUCGCCAGUACUCUGCGCACGGAUGAAGCUUAAUGUAAUGAAUACCGUAUAUAUUGAGAGGCGGGGCUAGUUGAACGGCCGGGAAAGCCGGUUACUUUCAAGGUCACUGUUAAAAUCACCCGUCAAACAGGACUCAAGAAGUAGAC
This is a messenger RNA of Tricharina praecox, 2186 nucleotides long. RefSeq lists its product as uncharacterized. NCBI's taxonomy places the organism in Eukaryota, Fungi, Ascomycota, Pezizomycetes, Pezizales, Pyronemataceae. The coding region runs from base 246 to 1997 and encodes 583 amino acids. Gene Ontology annotation, molecular function: protein binding. The transcript is spliced from 6 exons. The record is from RefSeq and is a predicted model, not a curated record.